Messenger RNA from Neohortaea acidophila, 922 nucleotides. RefSeq lists its product as uncharacterized. The record is from RefSeq and is a predicted model, not a curated record. Bases 61 to 444 code for a protein of 127 amino acids. The transcript is spliced from 3 exons. Gene Ontology annotation, biological process: nuclear-transcribed mRNA catabolic process; P-body assembly; spliceosomal snRNP assembly. Lineage: Eukaryota; Fungi; Ascomycota; Dothideomycetes; Mycosphaerellales; Teratosphaeriaceae. Gene Ontology annotation, cellular component: spliceosomal tri-snRNP complex; U6 snRNP; P-body. Gene Ontology annotation, molecular function: U6 snRNA binding.
CUUGCCAUCCAACAUCCACGCCCCGGGUCAUGAUUCGAUAACACACAUCUCACUCUCAUCAUGCUUCCCCUCGGCCUGCUCAAUGCAGCGCAAGGCCAUCCGAUGCUCGUCGAGCUCAAGAACGGCGAGACACUAAACGGCCACCUCGUCAACUGCGACACCUACAUGAACCUCACCCUGAAGGAAGUCGUGCAGACCAGCCCAGACGGCGACAAGUUCUUCCGCUUACCCGAAUGCUACGUGCGAGGGAACAAUAUCAAAUACCUGCGGGUACCGGACGAGAUUGUAGACCUGGUCAAGGACCAGCAACAACAGCAGCAGCAUUCGCAUCGCGGUGGUCGUGGCGGUGGACAGCAAAGAGGUGAUCAUGGCGGAAGAGGCGGCAGAGGUGGGCGCGGGGGCGAUAGAGGUGGGCGAGGUCGUGGCAGAGGAAGAGGCGGUUAGGAACGCGCUUGCGAUUGGAAUAAUCUCGAUGACCCUGCACGGCUUGCGGCCAUACGAUCGAUCAUGUUGGGUCAGACUCGGCGUGGUGCAGGAGGCGACAGGCUACACGACCCCACCAGUCACACGCCUGGCAGCUGAGAAGGCAUGUUUCUUGACGCACAGUGGGCUACCGUGCGACUAGCAAUGUCGAAAGAUUCGCCGCCGCGCCUUGCAUUCAGCUGGGGCGUCAAGCAGAAUUGCAUUGAUACGCUCCACAGUCUAUGAACCUAGAAUGACUCUUUUGGCCUCUACCACUUCCUGCUGUUUCUUCUAUCAGCGGCCAUUGCGAUCCUGCUUCACUCUGUGAAUACUCAGAAUGGCAUGAGCCCCUGGCCCGACAAUGGACAUCAGUAGAACAUGUUGAAAGCCAGUGAAUGCAUCCCGUCUUCUAAUGAAAUUGUCUGCCUGAGGUGUCCACAGCCGGACUUCUCAAACUCCA